CUCCGGGCAAUCGAUCGAGUACAUUCUCUCUCUGUGACAAUCUCUCUUAUCGUAACAAUCAAAAUUCACCAUAUAAUGGUGAAUGGAUAUCAUGAUCGUUUAAAUAGAUCGUUAUUGAACGUUAAUUAUAAUUUAUUGACCGCGUUAUCAUAGUUUUCUGCAGUAAUACGAAUGGAACGAGUUACCGUUCCGAUUACAACGGAACAUCGUCUAAUGAGAAACCGGUUAUGCCAUACUUCAUUGUAUAAGAAGCGACCUCUCAGUUUGGAAUUUCACGGUAACUGAACGUAGUGUUGUUCGGACUGUGGCUUCGUGAACAUCAAACACUCCUGUUUGCUGCUCUCCUUUUCUCGCUUCAUUUUUAUUACUGAAAAAUGGCAUGUGCCUGCUUGAUCACGAUCGCUCUCGUUCUCUACAUAGUCUUCGAUAUAAAUUAUCUUCUCAGAAUCGUGUUUACCAUCCUUACCGGCAGAUUGUUUCAAAAGAAAAAGAAGAUUUUCGACACGACUACCAUUUACGGUGUAUGCACCACGCAAGACGUUGAUUUGUUCUUUAAACACAUGAACAACGCGAGAUACCUCCGCGAAUUGGAUUUCGCGCGUUUCCAUUAUUACGAUCGAUCUGGAAUAUAUUCGGCGAUCGUGGAGAAAGGUGGAGGCGCGGUUCAAGGAGCAUCGUUGAUUCGGUAUCGUCGAGCCAUUCCUAUUUUCACCCUGUACAAGGUGACCACGAAGCUGAUUCAUUGGGACGAUAAGAAUUUCUACUUGGAGCACGAAUUUAUUAGUUUGACGGACGGUUUCGUUCGCGCGGUCGUUUUUAGCAAACAAACGGUAACAGGUAGUCUGAAAGUUACAGUCCCGGAAAUAAUAGCUGAAAUCGAGCCAAACGCGCAACGUCCUGAAAUGACCAAAGAUUUAGAACUAUGGUUGAAUUCCAUGGAAGAAUCUUCUCAGAGAUACAAGAAACAAAGAUGAACGAAAGUGAUCCCCGUUUUUUUUACUUCAUCGUUAUUUUGUUAUUUGUAUAAUAUUGUUACCUCGUACGUCGAGCAAAAGUUUGCAAUCAUUAGAAUUGGAAUAUUCUCGAUAAAACAGAGAAAUAAAAUUUGUUUAGAAAAAGUGGCGAGAAGCGUAACAAGAAGUGUACAAGUGUGAAUCCAAAAAAAACUUUUGAUCGAUGUAUCAAUUAUGUAUAUUUUUUUAUGUUAUUGGUGAUAAAAGAAUAUUAAAUAAGUUUCUUCUUGUAAGUAAUUAACGAUAAUGUAAAUAAUACCUACGCGAUUAUCGUCAAUUGACGUCAAAUCGUCACAUUAUUAAAUCGCGUGUUUCUUAAAAA
Molecule: messenger RNA, 1335 nt
Organism: Apis mellifera (honey bee)
Lineage: Eukaryota; Metazoa; Arthropoda; Insecta; Hymenoptera; Apidae
Product: protein THEM6
Exons: 3
Coding region: 375-974 (199 amino acids)
Source: RefSeq, a predicted model, not a curated record